GUUCCAACCUCCCAAUCAAAACCUUGAAUGGAAACGAACAAACGAAAUGAGAAAACAACUGGGUUUAAUGAAAUCACCAUGGAAACCCUACGUGAUAGGGCUGUUACAAUGAGGGAUUGUCUCGCAAGGAGUCAGAUAAUCACCGACAGCAUGACCUCCAUCCUCGGCUCCUUCGAUCUCCGCCUCUCUGCCCUCGAAACCGCCAUGCGCCCGACCCAGGUGAAAACGCAUUCAAUGAGGAAGGCACAUGAGAACAUCGAUAAGACAUUGAAGUUCGCCGAUGCAAUUUUGAUCCAAUUUGAGCUUACUAAACAGGCGGAGGCUGUGAUUCUGAAAGGUCCACAAGAAGAUUUGCAGAGUUAUCUAGAAGCAGUUGGUCAGCUGAAAACCAUCGUUCGAUUUUUUAGUACAAAUAAAAACCUCAAGACCAGUAUCGGAGUGAUUACACAUGCCACAACCUUGCUUCAAAAAGCUUCCAUGAUGCUUGAAGACGAAUUCCGUCAGCUAUUAUCGUCAUACAGUAAACCUGUGGAACCUGAUCGUCUUUUAGACUGCCUACCUGCUUCUCUUCGACCAACACCACCAACUGCUCAUGGUGAAGGUGUCAGGAAAAAUCCUGCAGAUCACCAUAAAGAUUUAGAAAAUGUUGUUUAUCGCCCUCCCACUCUCAUCCCACCUCAAGUUACACCAUUGCUGCAUGAUCUAGCUCAACAAAUGCAUCAAGCUGGCCAUCAACAGCAAGUAUUUAUGAUUUACAGGGAAGCACGAUCUGCAUGUAUGGAAAGCAGCCUUAGAAAACUUGGAGUAGAAAAGCUCCAUAAAGACGAUGUCCAAAGGAUGCAGUGGGAGGUUCUCGAGGCUAAAAUAGGAAAUUGGAUUCAUUUCGUGAGAAUUGCUGUAAAACUACUAUUUGCUGCAGAAAGGAAAGUAUCUGAUGAAGUUUUUGAAGGAAUGAAAUCUUUCAUGGACCAAUGUUUUGCAGAAGCAACUUCAACCAGUGUUUCUUUACUUCUAAGUUUUGGGGAAGCCAUAGCCAAAAGCAAAAGGUCACCUGAAAAGUUAUUUGUUCUUCUUGACAUGUAUGAGAUAAUGAAAGAAGUUCAACCAGAGUUUAAUACCCUUUAUGAAAGUAUAUCUGGAGCUGAAAUGAGAGAAUCUGUUUCUGCUUUAACAAAACGUUUAGCUGAAACAGCUCAAGAAACUUUUGUUGAUUUUGAAGAAGCUGUUGAAAAAGAUGCCACUAAAACUGCUGUUCUUGAUGGAACUGUUCAUCCUUUGACUAGUUAUGUUAUUAAUUAUGUCAAAUUCUUAUUUGAUUAUCAGUCAACAUUGAAGCUACUAUUUCUAGAGUUUGAACAAAUCGAUCCAGAUGCACAGCUGGCAAAAAUAACAAGAAGAAUAAUGCAAGCUUUACAAAAUAAUUUGGAUGGAAAAUCUAAGCAGUAUAAAGAUCAAGCUUUGACUCAAAUAUUUAUGAUGAAUAAUAUUCAUUACAUUGUUAGAUCUGUACGAAGGUCAGAAGCAAAGGAAAUGUUAGGAGAUGACUGGGUACAAAUCCACCGAAGAGUCGUACAACAACAUGCAAACCAAUACAAGAGAAUUUGUUGGUCUAAGAUAUUACAGUGUCUGACAGUACAGGUGGCAGGCAAUGAUGGGACAAGCACCGCGGGUGUUUCAAGGGCAACAGUAAAAGAAAGAUUCAAAACUUUUAAUAAUCAAUUUGAGGAAUUGCAUCAAAGGCAAUCUCAAUGGAGUGUUCCCGAUAGUGAGUUACGUGAGUCUUUGAGACUCGCGGUUGCUGAAGUCCUUUUGCCCGCUUAUAGAUCUUUUAAAAAAAGAUUCGGGCCUAUGAUUGAGGGUGGUAAAAAUCCGUCAAAAUACAUAAAGUUAACGCCGGAGGAUAUUGAGCGAAUGUUGGCUGAAUUUUUCGAAGGAAAAACAUUGCAUGAUCAAAAACGUUAGAACUUAGGAU
This is a messenger RNA of Lactuca virosa, 1972 nucleotides long. The record is from the annotation of a GenBank genome assembly. NCBI's taxonomy places the organism in Eukaryota, Viridiplantae, Streptophyta, Magnoliopsida, Asterales, Asteraceae.